AUGAGAAGUUUUGUGGAGUUUCUCUCAAGAAUCGGUUGUAUCCUGGUCAUUAUUGAGGAUGUACGAGAGGUAAAAUUACUUCAAGUAAGUCAAGAAAACAUAUAUAUAGAGUUUAAAAAUGUGAACAGUGACCUGAUACAAACUACCCAUAUUUCUUUACCAGGUAAAUUUACUAUUCCCGAUACAAAUGUUACAUUCCAAUCGAGUAAACAGCCUGUUUUCAACCUCCGAUUGAAAGCUAUAUGUGAGAACCAUAUACAGUUGUCUGGAUUCAAUGAUGAAAUGCAAGAGAAAUGGUGUAAAAAAGAAUUGUCUCAAUUAUCAUUUUUCACUUUUAAUUGCAUUAACUGUAAUAAUACUAUAAUCUCUAAAGAUAAUUUUUCAAGAUUGAACGAUAUGCCUUCUGAGCAUUGGGAAGAAUUAAUGGACUAUUGGCAUUGUCAUAAACCCUCUAUAAAUGAUACAAAUCAAUUGAAUACUGAUCUUUAUUCCGGAAAAUUUAAGCAUACGUUACGACCGAUAAGAACGGAGCUAUUACUAGGAGGUUCAUAUUUUCUUUGCCUCCCAGAAUCUCUAGAGUUACAAAUUACCAUGAACAAUAAUGAUAAAGAUAACAAAGAAAUUUGUUGUAAAAAAUGUCGCCAUGUAUUAGGAGAACCAACAAAGGACGAACUUAUAAAAUUAUACAAAUGGAACCUGAAAUUGAACAAGAAUAAUAAAGACUAUGAAACGUUUGACCCGGUUGAUGACAUAUUGAUGUCAUUGUUAACUUUUGCAAAGGAUCAAUCUGGUAGAUAUAUUUUAAUUUCAUACAAUCAGACACGACUGUUGUUGUGGUUAUUUAAUACAGGGUUACGUAUAAGUACUUCAAAGAGCCAUAUAAUGACAAAUGCGAAUAAAAUCCUAUACACCAUGAACAAUGAGCUGAUAACCACGGCUAAACAAACCCAUAAUAUGGAAGAGAUAACAGUGCAACAAGCUCCUUUUCAAAAAUGUAUUUCCCAGCUUCAAAAAAGUAAUGAGGCACUGCCUAUAUCCUUACAAAAAUUCGAUGAAUGGUCAGUGAGUUACUUGCAACUAUAUAACCAUCCCAACUAA
Molecule: messenger RNA, 1098 nt
Organism: Maudiozyma saulgeensis
Lineage: Eukaryota; Fungi; Ascomycota; Saccharomycetes; Saccharomycetales; Saccharomycetaceae
Source: the annotation of a GenBank genome assembly